CCGCCCCAAGUUUCUUCAGUCCGCCGCUGGCCGUAGCCGUGCGAGGUCCACUCCGUUCGCUCCGCCGCUCCGGGGCCUCGCUUACGUCAGAGGAGCAGGAGCCAUGAAAGUAGUCCUGCCCAUGUCCCAUGGAGCUCAUUGAUUAGUGUGUGUGUGUAUGCGUGUGUGUGAGUGGAUGUGUAUAUGUUUAGCAAGAAGGUUGACAAAAGUGACGAUUUUGUGUGAACAAGUUCUAAAGUCGAUUAACAUCGACUCAAAACAGUGUUGUGAUGCAUUUUCGGAUAUCCCCUCUCCUGCUAGCCGCCCUGCUGGUGGGAUACACUGCCGCUCAAGAGGCGCGCAGCACUAGCGCUAGUACUCCGUCAUGGAAACUAAAGGACGAGAUCUACCUGGACGACGCGGCCGACGGCUCUGGUGACGGGCCGCGCGGAGACUUCAAGGGAGACCUCGAAGCAAGCGGGUCCGGCGGCGGUCCGGCCGGGGAGGACGACGACGAGGACUACGCAAGGAAAGGAUCAGACGUGACGCACAAGGGGAGCCCCGACGUCGAUCUAACGGAAAGGAACCGACUGGACGAAACCACGCGAACGCAAACCAAUGUGGAGAACGCCCCUGUGUACCCUGAGCAAGACCUGAGCGGCUCCAGCUCAAACGCCAAUUCCAACUCCAACUCGAACCAGGAUCUGACACUGAGCGGCGGAACCGGCGGGACACGCGUUCAAACUGAAGUGGAGGAGAACGGUCUUGGGCCUGAGGACGAGCGCACGGGCAAUGAGGGCGUAUACAUCAUGAGCCAGAAGCCAGAGGAACGAGCCGCGUCCUUCUUCGCGCAGCCGGGCAUCCUCGCCGCUGUAAUCGGCGGAGCUGUCGUUGGGCUGCUAUGUGCCAUUCUCGUUGUGAUGUUCAUCGUCUAUAGAAUGCGGAAGAAGGAUGAGGGUUCGUAUGCGCUGGACGAGCCGAAAAGAUCACCCACAGUCAACUCGUACUCAAAAAACACAAAUCGUGAAUUCUUUGCUUGAAAGUAUCUAGUAAAUGGACUGAAUAACUCAAUAGAACAUAUGUAUGUUCUGGUCUGAAAAUGAGGUUUUGUUCUGUGAAAAUGUUCCACUACAACAAUGAGAUGCUGUGGUGCUCUAACAGAACCGAAUUGACAACUAUUAUGUAUGAAGUGACUUAGGUACCAUACCUAACAUCAACAUACUACACAAUCAAGGAGAAUACAAUUAGAAUUUCUCAGCAAAAUAAGAUACAUUUUGCUGUGAUGGCACAUUGUAUCCUCAUGUGUAUGAAUUUACCAUGAAGGCUGAAGGCUGCAAUGGCCUGGGAAGCAUCUUGUAUUUAUUUUAUUUGUGACCAGUUGGAACAGUGGCACAAGCCUCCUGUUUUGUAUUUAUUUUAUUUGUGACCAGUUAGAACAGUGGUACACGCCUCCAUGGCGUUAAAAACACAU
This is a messenger RNA of Frankliniella occidentalis (western flower thrips), 1450 nucleotides long. It is a transcript of the gene Sdc, whose product is annotated as syndecan. Gene Ontology annotation, biological process: cell migration. The coding region runs from base 270 to 1019 and encodes 249 amino acids. The record is from RefSeq and is a predicted model, not a curated record. The transcript has 5 exons. Gene Ontology annotation, cellular component: membrane; cell surface. NCBI's taxonomy places the organism in Eukaryota, Metazoa, Arthropoda, Insecta, Thysanoptera, Thripidae.